This is a messenger RNA of Carassius auratus (goldfish), 1612 nucleotides long. Its product is annotated as zinc finger matrin-type protein 4-like. Gene Ontology annotation, molecular function: nucleic acid binding; zinc ion binding. Gene Ontology annotation, cellular component: nucleus. The record is from RefSeq and is a predicted model, not a curated record. The transcript is spliced from 6 exons. Bases 1 to 675 code for a protein of 224 amino acids. NCBI's taxonomy places the organism in Eukaryota, Metazoa, Chordata, Actinopteri, Cypriniformes, Cyprinidae.
AUGAAAUCUACAGAAGUGGAUCCGGGGUUAUUCACUGACAGCUACUGCAAAGUGUGCAGCGCUCAGCUUAUCUCUGAGUCACAGAGAGUCGCCCACUAUGAAAGUCGAAAGCAUGCAAACAAAGUUCGUCUCUAUUACAUGUUACACCCGGUGGAUGGUGGCUGUCCUGCAAAGAAACUUCGAACUGACAAUGGCAGUGCGGAGGGGGACGUGGACAAGAACAAGUGCUGCACACUGUGCAAUAUGUCAUUCACUUCGGCGGUGGUGGCCCAGUCGCACUACCAGGGCAAGAUCCAUGCCAAGAGACUCAGGCUACUGCUGGGGGAGCCACCUGCCAUCACAUCUAAAGAGGAGACAGCCAGUUCAGAGCAUAUGGUGACUGAAGACUCGGCAGGAAGUCCUUCCAUACAUGGCAAACUCUCACAGCGCUACUGCCAAAUGUGUAAGGCCUGGUUCAACAACCCCGGCAUGGCCAGACAGCACUACGACGGAAAGAAGCACAAAAAAAACGCAGCCCAAGCUAACCUCCUCGCACAACUGGGUAAAAGUCUGGAGGACGGGGAUGAUCUAAACGGCCUGAAGCGGAGUCACACGUGUGAGGUCUGCAGUGUUACGCUCAACUCCGUGGCACAAUACCACGCACAUCUCCAGGGCUCCAAACACCAGAACAAGUGAGUAUCAUUCAGAGACAAAAAAAAGACCAGAAUCAAAGCCUGAAGAACAAAUGAAGUUUAAUGAAGCUCCCCUAUUUCAUCUCUACUCUUGAAACUAUUUGAGGAUCUGUCUGUGGAAGUCAAGGCAACUUUACGACAGCACAUGACAAUGAUAUCAGUUCAUAUUCUCUUGAUCCACUGUGUUAAUGACAGCGAUAUGGACCAGUAAAGCCAGAGACUCGGACAGUGACAAUGGAUAAUGGACAAGUGCUUUUUGCUAAAUUUGUACAUAAUAGAAAGAAAAAAAAUCACAUCCUGAUCACUUUAAUGUAUAUAUUUAAGGCAUGUCGAAUGGCGUGAUUUGAUUGUAAUUGUAUUUCAGAUUUUAAUUUAAAUGUAUUUUAAUUUGUGUGUGUAAGAACUGAACAUUUUGUAUUAGAGUCAAAUUGUAACUCAAAGGUUAUAGCUCUCUGUAGUCCACUAAAGAUGGAUUGGGUUUUCUUGUUUUAUUUUGUACAUACAGUACAGUCUGGGAGAAUUGCUCUCGGAUGAUAUUAAAAUGAGAAUUCAAUCAGCAUACUAGUAAAAGUAAUGACCUGAAGGACAAUUAUUGUUUUUACAAACACUUUUUCAACAUUAGCUGCUGUAUGAAUAGAUAGAAAAUGAACUAUUUACUAUCUCUUGCAUUGACGGUAAAAGAAAGAAACCCAAGAAAUUACUAUAAGGAAGUAUUACCGAAAUUAAAACGUUAAUAGUCUGCUAUCAUGCAUUUUAGUGCUUUUCACAAAGGACUAAAUGCUGCCGAUUUCCAUGUGUGCACUGUUCCGUUUAAAAAAGCCAAAAUAAUCGAAUAAUCCCCAAACCGAUAAUGACCUUUAUAAAUGAGGAUAGGUUCCUAGCAUUGUUUAUUAUUAAAAUACCUUGUCUCUUAGAAAUGACAUCCUAAACAAUAAAACACU